Peronospora farinosa is the source of this 2325-nucleotide messenger RNA. The record is from the annotation of a GenBank genome assembly. NCBI's taxonomy places the organism in Eukaryota, Oomycota, Peronosporomycetes, Peronosporales, Peronosporaceae.
AUGACUCAAUGUGUAAAUAGGAGCUCGCUCGAGUAUUUGGCCGGUGCAAAAUUACAGUUUGAAGCCGAUAGCAAACGCGUCCAGAAAAUCAUUGACGCUAAUGACAAAGUCCUUGCUUCUCAGAGAAAGACGACUAUGACGUGCUCCCAUACUUUCUUGACAACAUUGACGGAACAGGUGAAAAUGUCCAAAGCAAACUCGACGCUUGGCUGCUUCACCGACAAAUUUUACGAAAACAUGCCUAAAACUGAUGAUUUGUCUUCCUCGCGGUCACUCGUACUUGCGGUUCGUGCAUUAUUGACAACGCAAGUUGUCUCGGAGGCGAACAACACCGCAUCCGAGCAGGCAACGAAAGUUGAAAGCCAACUCGUUGAAAUGUGGAAUGCCAUCGACACUGUCAAGGCAAGCAUUGACAAAACCAUCGGAGGAACGAACACACUGGUAUCCCAGCAAUUGAGCUCACUAGCGCCGAUUCUAUCUGGAAACGAUGAUAGCCAUCAGUCAGCCUCUCGUCUUGGUCGCUUGGGCAAAGUAGCCUCAUCGAAGCUUUCAAAUCCGUUGGCUUUAACAUCAACUGCCAGUCUUGGGGCUAUACGAAAAACUGGUCAAACACUUCACAAAGCACUCGAGGUUCUAGCGGGAUUGCACGACGGUUUUACGGACGUCCUGGACACUAUAGAUUCGACUUGGGAGCUGCUGGAAAAACAGUUCAACGCCACCGUACAGCAGGCAACACAGCUGCAGCAGGAGCUUGUGUAUGCAGCCGAGUCAACGGCACAGCAGAUCAAUCGUACUAGUGCCGCUGUCAGGACUAGCUUGGAUCAGGCCCAGCAGGAAGUUUCCACCUCCUUCAAUAUUUUGCGUGAACAAUGGCAAACUAUGGUCAAAAAGCUGGUUGCCGAAGGAUUUACACCGUGGCAGCGACUGGGGGACCAACUAGUAGCCGAGCUCACAGCUAACCAACGCCAAAGUGUCAGACCUGAGAGCUCCAUUCAGCGCAAAUAUCUUCUGCUAGAUAGAACAUCGAACUCAAGUUUGGAGAAAGAGCAUCAAAAGUUGGCUAUUGCUUCACGUGACGAGAGUUCCAAAAACACCGAACUAUCACCGUCAAAGGAAGACAAGUUUGACAUCGACACUGCCGUGCUGCGUGCUUCGUUGGUUGACGUUAGUACUCUGGUCACCCAAGUGGUUUUCUACGUAGACGUUGGCCGUCUCAUCGUACUAGCUGCAGAUCUUGCAGUUGGGCUCAUUACCGAGUCCUAUUCUGACAUGCCAAUGGUGGAUAUCCGGGGCAUUACCACGGUCGACACGAUUGGAAGUGUAUGUGAAGUUUUCCUUUGCCAGCAUAGCAUUUCUGCAGUAUGCUUCACACUUGUGAAAAAAGCCUCAGAACUGCUGCGCGUACUGGUGACAUUUCUCCUUCUUUUUUGCGCUGCUUCAGCGAUCACAGUAGGCUUGUUCAUGUGGAAGAAAGAUCACAAUGCGCAGUGCCAAAGUUUCGAUGCACCGGCCAGCUUUUCACCAACUACUAUACAAAGUAUCACCCGUGCAUUUUUUGAGAACAGUGGCAACACCAGCGAGCGCGUCGUUGAUCCACUUGAUGAAAUUCGAAAGUACGCCACCAUUAUCAACGAUUCCAUCCGUAAUGACUAUGCGGCACUGACAUUAGACACGGCUAUCGUGUGGAAGAAUCAGUCUAUUGCACUGGACGAUUUCAGUGACUGUACAACAACGAUGAGCACCUUGGUUCGCAUGCUUCAAGACUGUAGCAUCAAUGGUGAAGCAGCUUCUGCAGCUGAUGCUUCUCUUUCAAGUCAGUGCUUGAUGACAAGUUUCAGCAAUAACUCGGCACUAAUGACCCCACUCUCAACAACGGAGCAAAUGAGUGCAAACGCGCCAUUCUUAGCAUCAUCCACUGCAUUUGACUUGUGCUUUCCAGCAGAAGGAUCCCACCCUAUGGGAAGAGAUGAAGUCGUUGGCCAACUACAGCACAAUCUCGCAUGCGCGACUGAAAAGGCUGUAUACUUCUCGUUUGCAUCGUGGUGGCUUCUAGUGGUGGUCUUUGUGGCAAAUCGCUUCGUGGUAAGGAUGAUCAUCAAAGCUGCAGGAGUUUGUUGGUGGCGCUUUCUGAGCGCAAAUCGAUUGCAAUUCGUGGGCUUUUGCCAGGAAGACGGAAAUAUCGUCGCGAGUGACAAGUUGCAGGCUGCCAUCCAACAAUACCUCCACCAAGCGAAGUAUCAGAUCGUUUGUCACUUCGUUGGCAUCGGUCUUGCAUUCCUGUCCGUUGUCACUGUCAUGUUCAUUGUUUUUCAUGGAGUUGCGUAG